Molecule: messenger RNA, 969 nt
Organism: Knipowitschia caucasica
Lineage: Eukaryota; Metazoa; Chordata; Actinopteri; Gobiiformes; Gobiidae
Source: the annotation of a GenBank genome assembly
AUGGGCGCGUGGUGGACACUCCUCGGGCACCCUCUUUGGGCCGCGUGCACGCUUGUGCUCGUGCUCGUGGUGCGCGCACAGAAGAGGACUCGCUGGGACCCACGCGCGUGCCCGGUCAAGUUGCACGGGAAAACGGCGAUCGUGACCGGUGCCAACACAGGUAUUGGAUACUGUGUGGCGCUGGACUUAGCUCGCCGUGGGGCCAGGGUUAUCCUCGCCUGCCGGUGUCCGAUCAAAGGCACCGCGGCUCGAGACCAGAUCCGGUCUUUGAGUGGGAAUCCUCAGGUGGAUCUACGAAUCCUGAACCUUAGCUCCAUGGCCUCAGUCCGAGACUUUGUCCAGAAGAUCAAAGAGGAAGAGAAAGAGCUCCACCUGCUGGUGAACAAUGCAGGGGUCUCAGGUUUGCCAAAACAGUUCACAGCUGACGGCUUUGACACAACGUUUGCCACAAAUCACCUGGGACCAUUUCUCCUAACGCACCUCCUGCUGAAUCUCCUCAAGGCCUCGUCUCCGUCUCGAAUUGUCAUUGUGUCCUCGUCCAAUCACAGCAAAGGAAAAGUGGACUUCAGGCACUUCACGGGCGAGCAGCUGGUCCACAGAUCUGACCUGGUCUACAACCAUACCAAGCUGCACAACAUCCUAUGGAGCAACGAGCUGUCGGUCAGACUGCAGGGCUCAGGAGUAACUGUGAACUGUCUUCAUCCUGGGAUCGUCGUCACUGACGUCCUGAGACAUUAUCCACUCCGUCUCAGAGUCAUCUUCAACCUCCUCGGAUUCUUCUUCUUCAAGACGCCAGAAGAAGGUGCUGUCUCCACGCUGUACUGCGCCUUUUCCGAGGAAAUGGAUGGAGUCAGUGGGAAGUACAUCAACAGUGACUGCAACCUGGUUCUGCCUUCAGCCACGGCUCGGGACGCUCAGACUGGAAAGGAGGGCUAUGAGGUCUGCCUCAGGCUGACCUCUAAUCUGUGA